Messenger RNA from Carassius carassius (crucian carp), 1914 nucleotides. RefSeq names its product G-protein coupled receptor 4-like. The transcript is spliced from 2 exons. Gene Ontology annotation, cellular component: membrane. NCBI's taxonomy places the organism in Eukaryota, Metazoa, Chordata, Actinopteri, Cypriniformes, Cyprinidae. Gene Ontology annotation, biological process: G protein-coupled receptor signaling pathway. Bases 791 to 1885 code for a protein of 364 amino acids. The record is from RefSeq and is a predicted model, not a curated record. Gene Ontology annotation, molecular function: G protein-coupled receptor activity.
AAAAAGAAAAAAAAAACGAUUUGAAACCGAAUUUAAUUACAUCCAGAUGCCAUGGCAAUCCCAUCUCGAACUUCAGCCAAUAUUUCAAUGGGACAGUCAGUAUUGGAUAACGCACGCCACAUUUGUCCUCAACCUCCGCCAGCUGCUCACUUUCAGUUUGCGCUUUGCAACUUCACAAGUGUCUCUCGGUUCGUCAUGGGUGUGAUGUAAUCUACAGACCUAAGUCACGGCUGCUUUCACUUCAUUUGUGCGCGAUGUUUGCCCGGAUCUUUAUUCAAGUGAGGGAAAGGAUAGUUUUGUUGUGUUUGUCGCCGCGUGUGCGGUUUGGAGAUACAGAGGACAUUACCUCUAUCACUGGCAGAAUGAGUGUCGCUAUUACUAAAUGACCAGCGGACACACUAUCAUAUGGAUGUUGUUGGACAGACCAAAGAAGAUUAGUCUUGUGCGACCUUCAGAGAUGAAAGUGACAGUUUCAUACUGCUAAAAAAAAAAAAACCUUGAAUCCACCUGAAACCACUCCAAGGUGAUUGUUUCAUGAGGAUUAAUGGCAUGUUCUCUUUUGGAAAUGUCUUUGACCUCUGAGCUCUCCGAGAGGUUAACACAAGCCAAGAAAUGUGGUUGAGACAUGUGACACAUCAGGUUUCACCAUGCUAGACCGUAGUGGGCUGCAGUGUUACAGUUACAGUACAAUACAAUACUUUCUAGUCUUAUUUUUAAACAUUGCCUUGGGACCAUUGAAGCCUCAGCCAAUUUUGAUGACUAUAUAAGUCUCUGAGGAAGCGAAGAGACCAUGUGUAACAUUUCAACCUCAUGCAAUGUUGUCUCAAACAUAGACCAGUUCUUCCAGCCGGUGCUGUAUAUUAUCGUCAUCGUCCUUGGCUUCCCGACUAACUGCCUGGCCCUGUGGGCCGCGUACAAGCAGGUCAGACAGAAGAAUGAGUUGGGGGUCUACCUGAUGAACCUCUCGGUGGCUGACCUCUUGUACAUAGCCACUUUGCCACUUUGGAUUGACUAUUUUGUCCACCAUGACAACUGGAUCCACGGUCAAGUGUCCUGUAAGAUGUUCGGUUUCAUCUUCUACACCAACAUUUACGUCAGCAUCGCCUUCCUCUGCUGCAUAUCUGUGGAUCGUUACUUGGCGGUGGCUCAUCCCCUGAAAUUUGCUAAAGUCCGCAGGGUCAAAACAGCCUUGCUGGUCAGCACCGUUGUGUGGGUAACUGAAAUAGUGGCCAACUCUGCACCUCUCUUCUAUGAUGAGCUUUUCAGGGACCACUUUAACCACACCUUUUGCUUCGAGAAGUAUCCCAUGCAGAAUUGGGUGGCGGGGAUAAACCUUUACCGCACUUUCCUCGGCUUCUUUGUGCCUUGGGGUGUAAUGUUGGCUGCUUACAGAGGCAUCCUGAGAGCCGUGCGCAGUAACAUCUCGACCGAGCGCCAAGAGAAAGCCAAAAUCAAGAGGCUGGCCCUCAGUUUGAUCCUCAUCGUCCUCCUCUGCUUCGCUCCAUACCACGUCCUCUUGCUGUGGCGCAGCAUCAUUUUCCUCACCAACCCUUGCGAUUGCGGUGCUGAAGAGAACUUGUUUGGUGCUUAUCAUGUGACUCUAGCACUCACCAGCCUCAACUGCGUGGCAGACCCCAUCCUCUAUUGCUUUGUUAAUGAAGGGGCCCGUAAUGAUGUGGGCCGGGCCCUGUCCACUCUCUUCGGUCUCUUCCAGUGGUGCCAAAGCCCAGAGGCGCUCAUGGGGGCAUCUAUCACUGUGGAGACGCCGUUGGCUAUAAAGAAGCCCGAUUUCUACAGUGAGGUCAAAACGAAUGCCUAUAAAACUGACAUUGAAGUGCUCAAAGAUGAAUGCCUUCAAUUGACCAUUCUCAGUGUUAAAAAGUGAAGUUAAAUGUCAGUGUAACCUACAGCAGU